UAUCACAAAUGGAAUGUUUUCGACGGCAGCACACAAAACCUUUUGGAAAAAUUGAAAAAUAAAGUGGAAACUCUUGCAUUUAUUUUCCCAAAAUAGGUCAUCAUGGAUGUCAUUAUCGACUGGCAAGUUUCGCGGCACGAAAUUAAGGCACGAGGUCAAUACUUGCUCGAAACGGGAAAAUGGUCAGAUUGUCAUUUUUUGGUUGGGAACUCACAGACGUUACCGGGUCACAAGUUAAUUCUGGCAAUGGCAAGUCCCGUAUUCGAAGCGAUGUUUUUCGGUGGUUUGGCGGAGAAAAAUGAUCCAAUUCCGAUUUUGGACGUGCAACCAGAUGCAUUUAAGGCGUUGAUGGAGUACAUUUACACAGACAAAAUCAGCAUCAAUUCCGUGGACAAGGCGUGCGAGUUGUGUUACGCCGCGAAAAAGUACAUGUUGCCGCAUGUCGUGAGUGAGUGCACAAAGUUCCUUUGGGCCGACCUGUGUUCGAAGAAUGCGUGUCGCGCCUACGAGUUCGCCAAGCUAUUCGAAGAGCCAAAGUUGAUGGAAAAGUGCUUGCAAAUCAUGUGCACGAAAACGUGCGACGUCAUCCAAGAUGCCAGUUUCGAGGAAGUCGAACUCAGUACAAUUAUCACAAUUUUAGACCAGGAUGCAUUAAAUAUCGAGUCGGAGCUGGAUAUUUUCUUUGCCAUAAAUCGCUAUGCCGAAAAGCAUGGCUUGCUAAAUCAAUCGCCAUCGGGCAGUGACGAAGCUAGUUCAAGUGAAAAUGUCAAUAACGGCGAUCCGCAACCAGGUCCGUCGAAUCGUGAAGCUGCUGCUGCUGCCCCAGUUCCCGUCAAUAAUGCGCCACGUCAUCAGGACCCGCUCAGCAUCCGGGAUGCCGUGAAGCGAAUUCGUUUCCUUACGCUCACACCAAAACAAUUCGCCGAAGGUCCCGCCCGCACCGCAUUGCUCAGCCAGAACGAAGCAUUUGCCAUACUCAUGAACAUAUCGUCGCCAAAUUCGGGCCAUCCGAUGCCCGAAGGAUUUUCCACAAACAAAAAUCCCCGUUCCUACAACAUUGUACUUGACUCCCCCUCCCCCUCAGCGGGCACGAAUUACGUUCCUCUCCCCUCAAUUCUGAAUCCCGUGAUUGGGCGCGAGGAAUUACGCGACAAUGUCGAUCGCCUACCCGCAGAUCACAACAUCGGAGCGAUGCCAAUUGUCGCGCCACCCAAUAUCUACUUGGAUGAGCCGCUCGUGCGUUUCCAGUCCGAUCGAAAAAUGUACUGCGUUCGCGUAAGUGGCGCCCAAACGGAAAUUCUCAAUACGGCGGUGAUCGAUUCGUCCAUCACUUUUACCGUAGAUCGCUCAAUUUGCAUCACGGGUAUUCAGGUGCCGACGCAAAUUCGUCCGGCGAAUAGCAGUUCCCACAUGAAUUUCAUCCCGGAACGCACGGAUGGCUAUUCGGAGCUACUUUACGCGUGUCUCUUGGAUGCCGCGAGUGAUAGUCGGCUGACGUAUACGCACAGCACGCAACGCGUCACGUAUAACUCCGUGCUUGAAAUACUCUUUGAUCGGCCAGUUUAUGUGCAGCGGAAUAAGGUGUACAAGAUCAGUGUUUGCUUCAACAGGUCUGGAUGGUAUCCCUUCCCGAUUGAUCGACCAGCGAGACAAAUUUCCGUGGAUGGGGUUUUGUUUAGCUUUGAUUUGGGCACGUCGUCACGCGAUAGAGACGGACUCAUCAGAUCCAUUGUUUACACGUACAACAAUAACAUUCGCGAGAAUUGAUUGCAGCAGCAGGAGGGAGAAGAAAAUUCGUAGAGAGACUUUUAUUCAGAAUGCUAAACUUUCAAAAAAAAUAUAGUCAUAAAAGUUGUUUUGUUUUGUAUCUCAGUCAUAAAAAAAAAAUUCUUAAUUUUUGCUCUUUAGUUAUAAAUUACAUGAGAAUAGUUGUAAAUUGGAACGAGAAAUAAUCAAAUACUGAAUUAAUUCAAUAAAAACGAUAAAUUAUUAUGUGG
This is a messenger RNA of Culicoides brevitarsis, 1997 nucleotides long. RefSeq lists its product as uncharacterized. Gene Ontology annotation, molecular function: protein binding. The record is from RefSeq and is a predicted model, not a curated record. Lineage: Eukaryota; Metazoa; Arthropoda; Insecta; Diptera; Ceratopogonidae. Gene Ontology annotation, biological process: neurogenesis. Gene Ontology annotation, cellular component: cytosol. Bases 103 to 1767 code for a protein of 554 amino acids. The transcript has 3 exons.